UCCCGACCACGUCACUUAUUGACGAGUUGCUCGCCAUUUUAUUUCCACCGCUGUGUAAGGGAGGUCGGGGCCUAAAGCGCCCAAAUACCAGGAAUCCUCAGUCUGUGUUUGGGGGACACUGGCCUAUAAGCCCCUGUUCGGACUCUUAACUAAAAUAAGCCUCAGCUCUCCAUGAUUAUGCGGCACCGUCUGCGUGACCGAGCUAAUCUUGUCUCCUCCCCGGCCUCCCGCCGCCGAGCGCUUUUACAGCCUGCAGCUCGCAUAAUACCCACCCGCCGGCCUGCGGGGAAAUCAGGAACAUGCAAUAGGCGGGUGGCUACUGUGGAGACCGAUCUGAGGUUACAGACAGGAGAAACCCCGUCACGCCCUGAAACACACUUACACGACAACAAAGACCAGCCGGGACACGGCGCGCCUUAUGAGGGAGCUUUCCUCUCGGGCAUGGAUUUUGAAGAAUUGUUGGGAGCGGAGGGGGAGGCUGCGGAAUUUCUUAAAGAAGCAGACCUCUCAGAGACUGAGGAUGUACCGCUCGCAGACCUCCUGCAGCAGAUUGUCGGCUGUGUUGAUGUAAGCAGCCCCUACAACCCGCAGGCUGAAAUAAGGCCUCAGAAAAUGGCCGCUAUAACCCGUCCAUCUAACAUGGCCGCAGCCGCUCUCUCGUCCAGAACCAACGGCCGUUGCCAGGGUAAUAAGAACGCACUGGCCGCUCGCCUCAACCGGCUGCGCAAGAAAGAGUAUGUGAACGGCCUAGAAAGCCGCGUUGCCCGACUCUCUGAGGAGAAUCAACAGCUACAAGUAGAGAGGCGCGCUUUGGAUGCAAGGGUGCGCGAGCUUGAAGAAGAAGCGCGCUAUUUGCGCGCGGUGUUGGCCAAUGACAGUGCUCUGUCGCAGCUCCUGGGACGCCUCACUGGACUGGGUGGGCUACGGCUCUCCACAUCGCUUUUCGGAUUCCCUCCUACAGCAGGUGACCACGACUACGCCCUACCUAGGGUCAAGCACGAAGAGGAGGAGCCCUCGCCCGGCGGGGUGUGUUUACAUGUGGACAAGGAGAAGGUGUCCGUGGAAUUCUGCGCACUCUGUGCAAGGAAUGCAUUCACUGCUGUCAAAAUGUAGGGUCAAGUAAACUGCUUCUUUAUUUGUUGGACAUCUUCAGCCAGAGGACAGAGCAGAGAGACCUAUAGACACUAAUGUCAUGGGAUUUGUCACAGCCAUGUGGCAGACUGUGUAUUGCUAGUGCCCCCCAUGCCCAGUGUAUCCUCUGACAUUAAUACUGGGUAAUAUAUUACUGCAGAAUGUCUAAGAUGUAGCAUUGGACUUUUAUUCGCACCAAAUCCAAUACAAUAAGGUGUUAACUGAUCCUGAUCAGUACAAACCCAAGCCAUAUGGUGAGCAGCAUACUAUGGUAUGCACACGUGUUUAAUAUGACACUGUAUUGUUUAAAGUGCAAAUAAAUUCUAUGCAACAUUAUUAGCAGAAACUGCUCUGUAGUCUAAACAUUUGGAUGCUAGAAAAGUUGCAAUGUAACCUUCCCUAGCAGUCAAAGGGUUAAACAACCAAAAACAGUAACGCAAAAAAAUGCUACUUAAUACAUAAAUGUCUUGUUUGAAUAUAUGGAACAGUGAAGGUUCCUUGGGAUGUACAGAUGAAUGUAUAAGGCCUAUGUGUAAUUCUGUAUUUAGUGGGGAGGUGGAUCACAGCCAGUAAAAUAAUGUUGCAGUAUAUUUAGAGGUGAUGCUUGAAGUCUUUGUGUAACUAUGAUACAUUACUAGUAAAUCUCUCUGACAGUUUCUUUUUUAGGUGAUUUGUCGCCUUGCUCCGUUGUAGGAGUUAAAGAGCAGUCGUUUCCACUUCGCAGCCUGUGGAUUCAGCUGUAUUUGGGAGAAGAUUCGGGACCAUCUGCUGGCCACAUGUCCUGCUUUGUUAAAAAAAAGGUAGUAUGAUACAUGAGGAUACUGAGGUAAUAUCAGGGUUUUUUUCUUCUUAUUUGUGCUGUAUCUACACAUUGAUGUGGGAAAAGCUGAGUUUUGCUUUUUUAUUAUUUAGUAAAGAACCGUUCACUUUGUGUGAUUUGAGUCUAAAAGCAGAAUAUUGCACAUUUGAGGGAUGCAAGUGUCUUAUUUUGUAGUGUAUAUAUAAACAUACGUUUUAUAGACCCUUUCGGUUAUUACCCUGUUUACCUGGAUUGGGGGUACCCAUUUAUUUAUUUUAUACACUGCUCUUAAGUCAACUACAAUAGUAUGCCCUAUAACACACUACUAGUUUUAUUUUAUAUUUAGAUUAAUCAUUUUGUACAGAUUUAAAAUGUUAAGAUUGUCUCAACUUAAAAUAUAUCUUGUAGUACAGUAGAAAUUCAGUUGUCCUUAUCAACCUGCAGGCAGUACAUAACUGAUACUGCUGUAUUUGAUUACAUGUAAGUAACCAUUUUUGCUUAAACUGACAUAAAACACCUGCAGCAUUGCAAUGAAGUAACAUACCAGUCAAUCUGAAUACAUUGUAGCAGUAGUUCAAGGGCCAAAAUGCCCCGACCUGCCAAAUUAUUGUGAGGAACUGAUUUGGAUGGGCAAGGGGGAUGCCAGUAUUUUGUCUAUCACUUGGGCAGAUGUGGAUCAGGAAUAGGCUUGUGAAGUCUUUGUUCACAUCUAGUUAUCAAAAUAGAACCCCCCCCAUACACAUAAUUUUCAGAGUUGAAUUAACAGAGGUGAGCAGAAUAAAGUAUGCUGCAAAUAUUUUUAUUAUUAUUAUUACACAUAACAUUCCAAAAAUCUUUUCUUUUUAACAUGUCUAAAUAACUGGCCCAUACAUCGUAUUUUUUAUUUUUAGUACAGUUUACCUAAAUGUACACUAUCAAUCCUUUUCGCUGUGUAUGCGGCACUGUCACAAUACUGUCUACAAGGCUCAGAAUCACAUCAGUUUGCUCAUAAGCUUUAAUUGACAAGAUGUAAAUUUCUUUAGCUAAGUGACUUAAUCUUUUUAAGGUAAAGUUUGUCAUAAUAAAUAUAUAUGAAAGAAACAGAAUAGCUGAAAUACAUUUUGAAAUGCUUUUAGAUGAUCAAAGUGAAAUGCUGACUGAGUACAAAAUCCCUUUAAUCCAGAGUUUCAUCCCUCUUAAAAUGUUUUAAGUUAUACACUUUAAAACCAUGACAUGCAUCUCAAUGUAACAUUAAUAUGAACAGUAACUCUCUGGUAGUGAUGAAUCCUUAUAAAUUUUAUACAAAUGCAUAAACACAUUUCCCAAAAUUGUAGUAUGCUUUACAUUUUGCUUUUAGAUUGAAAUCAUACAGUGACCAGUUCAAAGAAACUGCAAAGGUUUAAAUGUUUCUUUAUGCAAUGUUUGUUUCCUCAGGAUUAAUAGAAGUUACUGUAUGGUGUUAAAUCUGCUGGUUUCUUUGAAUGAAAAUGUACUAAAAUGUCUUUUUCUUUGUGUACAAAAUAGAAUCACAGGCCUUUGAUUCAUUCAUGAUACUUGAAAUUUAUUUGUAAAUAACUUUUGAAAUUGAUAGUGUUUGAAAUACAUUCGUAAUUACUAUUCUUUCUGAACCUCAAAUAACUGUUAAUUUGAUUGCAAGUAUAUUUGCUUUUGAGGUCAUUUAUUAUAGACAUUACUGGUACAAUUUGUUAGAAUGGACUGAUGCUUUAAUAAACAUUCACAUUGAAGGCUGCAAAA
Messenger RNA from Bombina bombina (fire-bellied toad), 3664 nucleotides. RefSeq names its product CREB/ATF bZIP transcription factor (gene CREBZF). The coding region runs from base 172 to 1113 and encodes 313 amino acids. The transcript is spliced from 2 exons. Lineage: Eukaryota; Metazoa; Chordata; Amphibia; Anura; Bombinatoridae. Gene Ontology annotation, molecular function: DNA-binding transcription factor activity. Gene Ontology annotation, biological process: regulation of DNA-templated transcription. The record is from RefSeq and is a predicted model, not a curated record.